Molecule: messenger RNA, 1617 nt
Organism: Diabrotica balteata
Lineage: Eukaryota; Metazoa; Arthropoda; Insecta; Coleoptera; Chrysomelidae
Source: the annotation of a GenBank genome assembly
AUGGCUGCUUUAAAAGAACAUUUAGCUACAAAUAAGCACGAAAAAAAUAUUAGAGGAGAUAUAGGUUCUUCACAGAUAGACAAUUUUUUUAAAACGACGUCCAUUUCAAAUGAAGUAAAAAAAGACGAAAUAAAAAUGGUUGCAGUACUUUUGGAGCAUAAUAUACCUUUUAGGGUAAUGGACCACUUAAGUAGGGUACUUAGUGAUGCUUUCCACGAUUCCGAAAUGGCUAAGAAGUUCUCCUGCAAAAGAACAAAAUCCACUGCAAUUGCCUACAACGUUCUGGGACGUAAUUUUGGAUCUAGGAAGCCUCUGCAGAUAUACACUCAGGACUCUUUUUUUCCAUUAUAUUCGAUGAAAGCACUGAUGAUGAAACCAAUUCGUUUUUGUAACAGAGCGUUAAGUCCCGUAAAAAUUAACCAAUCAGUAAGUGAGAAAGUAAAUUCAACUGAAAUUCUUUCGAUCAAAAGCUCUCGAUUUUAUAGUGGAUCUAAAGAAAAUAUACUCCCUUGUAAUUUUACCCUACAAGAACAACAUAACAAAGAUGAAGAUCAGUAUAAAGUUGGUAAAAAAAAACCGCUAAUGAAAUAUUACCGAUUUAAAAUUCUAAUGCAUCUGACAUUUCUUCCACAUGGAAAAUGGAACAAAGUGAUGUUAAUACCACUAGCAAGUGACCUUAAUCUAUUGAAAAACUAUUUCGUGCGAAGGGCAAAUGAAUCUUGUGAUAAAUUACAGAAAAAUAAUAAUGAUAUUAAUUCUUACAUGUUUCUGUUAGAAACUAUAUAUUGCCGUCUAAUCUUAUUAAAUAGAAGGCGCCCUGGUGAAUUAGAAAGAAUGACCAUACAGAGUUACAUUAGCGCUAAAGAUAAUCAAUGUUAUGAAGAAUUUUCUGAAGCAAUUUCAGAAACCGAAAGAAUUUUAAUGAAAAGUUUUAAAAGAAUAGUAAUAAAAGGUAAAAGGGGACGUGGUGUACCUGUCCUAGUAAGUAAGGAUGUACAAGAACACUUAGAAAUGAUUACAAAAUGUAGAGAUUUACUUUUAAAAACACCUAGUAUUUACCUUUUUGUUAAUCCAAAAUUUGAUAAACCAAUUCGAGGGUUUGAAGUAAUGUCAAAGUAUGCUAAAUUAUGCGGAGCUAAAAAUCCUAGUGCCCUUACAUGUACAAGGUUGAGAAAACAUAUAUCGACGCUAACCCAGUUGUUUACCAUGUCGGAAAAUGACAUGGAGCAACUGGCUUUAUUUAUGGGGCACACAUUAGGAAUUCAUCGAUCUUCAUAUAGACUACCCGAUGACAUUUAUCAAACUGUAAAGAUCUCUAAGUUGCUCCUGUUAAUGGAGAAAGGUAAAGCCGAUCAAUUCAAGGGAAAAAGUUUAAAAGAAAUAGCGAUAAAUUUGGAAGAAGACAUUGUGGAAGAUGAUGAUGGACAUAAUAACGAGGUAUUUGGGGAACAAAAAAAUGAAACCAAUGACGUUAUUGAAUCAAAAGGUCCAGAAAGUUGUAAUAAUGAAAAAAAGGGAAUAAUGGAUAUGAAGGCAAAAAAUAAAAAAGGGGUUUUAGUUUCGUGGACAGAAAAUCAGAAGAAAGUAGUCAAAAUGUAUUUUAAAAACCCACAUUAA